Messenger RNA from Ochotona princeps (American pika), 1360 nucleotides. It is a transcript of the gene CER1, whose product is annotated as cerberus 1, DAN family BMP antagonist. The coding region runs from base 135 to 938 and encodes 267 amino acids. Gene Ontology annotation, molecular function: morphogen activity. NCBI's taxonomy places the organism in Eukaryota, Metazoa, Chordata, Mammalia, Lagomorpha, Ochotonidae. The record is from RefSeq and is a predicted model, not a curated record. Gene Ontology annotation, biological process: signal transduction involved in regulation of gene expression; determination of heart left/right asymmetry. The transcript is spliced from 2 exons.
CCGACCACCUGCCUUCCCAUCCCACCAGGCAGGUUAUCUAUAUAUAAGAUGUUCUUGUUCACAGUCCAACAGAGGGAGCCCCUCCUCUGGCCUUCACCAUCUGUGAAUCUGAGAGCCGCUCAGCUCCAGCCAGCAUGUGUCUCCUGUUAUUCCAGCUGCUGGUAUUCCUACCCCUGGGAGAGGCUAGGGAGCAUCUGCAGGGCAGCCAGGAUCAGAGUGCUCUCUCCCAGAGGCCCCUAGAAAGACAUCACAGAGAGCUCCCCAUGGGCAACCAUGAGGAAGCAGAUGACAAGCCAGAUUUGUUUGUGGCAUUGCCCCACCUGAUGGGUGCCAGCCCUUCAGGGGAAAGUCAGAGGCAAAGAGAGAAAAUGCUGUCUAGGUUCGGCAGGUUCUGGAAGAAGCCUGAUAGAGAACCACAUCUAGUCAGGGAAUUGGAUGAUGAGCAGGUCCCACCUGGGACCCAGGCCCACACUCAGCCUAUGAAUGCGAUGAAAAUGGAGAAAUCUCCUCUUCAGGAAGAAGCCAAGAAGUUCUGGCACCACUUCAUGUUCAGAAAGAGUCCAGCUUCGCAGGGGAUCAUCUUGCCCAUCAAAAGUCACGAAGUACAUUGGGAGACAUGUAGGACUGUGCCUUUCAGCCAGACUAUCACCCAUGAAGACUGUGAAGAAGUGGUUGUGCAGAACAACCUCUGCUUUGGGAAAUGUGGGUCUGUUCACUUUCCUGGGGCUGCACCACACCUCCAUACCUUCUGUUCCCACUGCUCACCUUCCAAGUCCACCACGAUGCACUUGCAGCUGAACUGUACAGGCAUUCCGUCUGUGGUCAAGGCAGUGAUGCUGGUGGAGGAGUGCCAGUGCAAGGAGAAGACAGAACAUGGACAUAGACACCACAUACAGGCUGACGCCCAGGACUCCUUUAUACCGGGAGUUUCAACUUAAAAAAAAAAAGGCUAUCUCGCUAUUACCAUGGAAAAGCAAAAACUGAACAGUAAAGGGGGCUGAGUAUUCAGUCUGGAAAUGUUAAGUGGGUACAAAAGCUUUAAGGACAAGAUGGUUUAUAGAAACCUUUUAUAUCUCAAGUUUUUCUGAUUUGGGGGACUCAGCUGAUUGCUAACGUCUUUUCUGCUGUAAGUAUUCUGUGGCCUAUUUUUUUUUCAAGGGUUGGUAAAGAUUCUCCAUCUAAAGGAGGAAAAGAAAGAAAUCAGGCUAUAGUCGUGAUAGCUGGUGAGAUCACCAGAAGAAAACGAAGCUGAGCAAAACAAAAUGAAAUCAAAGAAAGAAUGAAGGGAGGAAAGAGAAAGGGGGAAAGGAGAAAGAGAAGAAGGGAGAGGGAGAGGAGGGAGGGGAGAAGGAAGGAAGAA